AUGUUGGACCAGGUCAUCAUACUACAGGAUUCCGCCCAGAGGCUCUCAACAACCUACAACACCUUGACCUACCAGGUCCUAUGCAGUGACAGCAGUCUCAGGGAUCUUUUCAGUAGCAUCAAGACUGUCUCUGUAGCACUGGACUCGUGCAGAGGUCUUCUUGAACAGCUCAAGUCUGGCACAACCAGCAUUCCGAUACCCACAGAUCUCUCCCCGCGUCUUGAGGCGAACCUGGAGGAGUGCAAGGAAGCCUUUGCGGAUGCCGACGAGAAGGCAAAAAAGCUGAUGCCCCAGCUCGGUCAGCUCGGUUCCACGAAGCUGUUUGAGAUAUUCACGCCUGCUGAGAUAUAUCGGCUGACGAGUCAGCUAUAUGCGAGGGGACGGGAGUUUUAUCGGGUUGGUCAGGCUAUUAGGUUACAAACAACCUCACAACUCCCCCAAAACAUCCUCUCCAACGCCCGACAGCCAUUCGGCCAGCCCCUCCAAAUCCGAGGUUUCCAACCCAUCGUUCAAUUCCAACCCCCGAGAUUCCAAUACCAGCCCAACAACACCCCCAAAAUCAACGAGAAAUCCCAACCGACCGGGCACACCACCCUCCACGAUCUAUGCGCCACCACCGGAAAAACCACCAAAACCACUACCGUCAUCAAGUCCCUCCUGGAAAAAGGAGCCGACCCAACCGCCACACUCAACGCAGCUUAUUCCCAGUUAACAGCCGUACACAUCGCCUCCUACCACAACAACGUCGCCGCGCUGGAAGCCAUCAAGGACAGUAUGACAACUAUCAAAACAUUUAUAUACCAGCCAACUACCACCAGGUACACCCACUAUCAGACAGCCCCCAGUAAUUACACUUCCUAUCAGCCUACAAGUUACAUCGGGCAGUAUAAAUGGAAGAACCUGCUCAAACAGAAAGAUUUCCAGGGCAUGACGCCCCUUCACUGGGCAGCCUAUGGUGUCUGUCCUGAGGCGACAGAAUUCUUGCUUAAAGAGGUGGAGGAUGCUGGGUUGAGGCAAGAGGUGGUUGAUGGCAGGGAUCGAGAGGGGAGGACGGCGUUGAUUGUUCUGGCGGGGGGGUAUAAGUUGCGGGAUAGGGAGUCGGUGACAAAGAUUGCGAAGGGACUUGUCAAGGCGGGGGCGAGUUUGGAUGUGGGGGAUAGGAGGGGGAAGACGGCGAGGGGGAUGGUGGUUGAGCUUGGGGUUGAGAAGGAGGCGGCUGGGAAGAAGGAGGAGGAGCAGACGGGUGGUGGUGGUGGUGUUUUUGGGUUGGGUUAUCAAGGGGGUUAUCAGGCUUAUAGGUGGCAGGGUUAUCAGGGAGGGGGGCAGCAGAGUAAUGGUUUGCCGGGUUGGAGGGGAAAUAGCUAUCAGGGAGGAGGUUAG
Podospora anserina S mat+ is the source of this 1380-nucleotide messenger RNA. RefSeq lists its product as uncharacterized. Lineage: Eukaryota; Fungi; Ascomycota; Sordariomycetes; Sordariales; Podosporaceae. Gene Ontology annotation, cellular component: nucleus; cytoplasm. Gene Ontology annotation, molecular function: protein binding. The transcript has 2 exons. The record is from RefSeq and is a predicted model, not a curated record. The coding region runs from base 1 to 1380 and encodes 459 amino acids.